GUUAAUGCCCGGAUCGUCGCCAGUCCCGCAAUUGCUUUGCGGUUUCCUACAUUGCUCACCUACCGCAACCGCGCGCUCUCAUGGAUUCCGACUCGGAUACGGAGAGCUUGAAUGCUCCAACGGAGCAGACUGAGCGCCCGCCGACGAGGCCUUGGGACUUUCACUUGGUCAAGGUUGUCCCGUCACCCGUGGAAAACAGGGACGAAUACGAAAUAUGGGGAAACCGCGUGCGCAAGGUGCUGCGAGAGAUGGAUGAAAGCGACGGUCUCUACUACAGAGUGGUGUUCGAGGACGCCCAUAUUGAGACAAUUUCUUUCGGUAAACUCAUUGAUCUGGAUAACGGGAAGGCUGCUGUUCAGCGAUUUCAUGAACAUCCCGAAUCUAGUGAAGACGAACUCAAUGCUGCCAACAUGAAACUCAAGCUCACACUGAACGAGCCGGACGACGAUAGUGACGACUACGGAACUUCUCAAACCCGGACUCGGAUGCGUAGGGCAAAGCGAGGAUUGCUUUUCACCCGCUCACGAAACAGCCCAGUCGAGGUGUCAUCUGGCGAAGAUGAAGACGAAGAUCAAGGGUCGGAUGAGAGCUCACCGACUUUGUCGCUUCGCCGUAGCACGCGCAACACCCGCAGCACCCGCACAAAACCACGUCAAACCAGAACUUCACUUCGCCAGGUAGACCUGUCCGAUGAGGAUGAGGACGAGCCAUCGGGAUCUUCAGACGACGGCGUCUUUCGAUUACGUUCAGACGUUCUUCCUUCGACGCGGAAGCGGAAGAGAACCGACAGAUUUGGAACUGAGAGCUCCUCAAAGUCAGCUCGUCUGGGCACGAGGCGCUCGGAUAGGGCUACCCGGCACCAAAUGAAUAUGGAGGAAGGUGCUUUGGAUGAAGAGGUGUUUCGCGACGAACCGGAUAAGCGGCCUGCAGCUCCCAAGGCAGUAGGUAUUCGUGAAGUCUUCAAGGACCUUCCUCGCUCGGAUCCAUUCCGUCAGCGACACAUCCAACAGUGCGACACGUGCGGUGAGGGCGUUACCAUUGGGCCUCUUGUAUACUGUCAAGGAUGUCCACUGGCCUAUCACAAGGGCUGCCUCGGUCAUCGUAAUGGUCGGGAGCACUUAGUUACGAAAGUCGGGGUUGACGAGUUCGUUCUCCAGUGUCGCCGCUGCAUCAACGUGCCGAGGCGCAAGGAUUCUUUGGCGCCAGACCAUGCUCAGUGUCAAGUUUGCAGCAAGUCUGGAAGCUCUUGCCAUCCUCUACGCGCCCGCAAGACAGCAUUACAAGAGCAGAAGGAAAGGGAGGACAACCUUGGAGAGGAUCCUAUCACCAAAGUUUCUCCCGACUUGAUCAAUAACCCUCACAACGUCAUGUUUCGCUGCGUCUCUUGCUGGCGCGCAUUCCAUUUCCACCAUCUCCCUCCGAAGUCUGCGCACCAUAUGGAUAUCGAGGAAGAUGAUGAAGAGACAGCUGAACGUCGAUUCACAGAAUAUACCCGUAAUUGGAAAUGCAAGGAAUGCAGCGAGAUGCCUGCCAAGGUUUCAGGCAUCGUUGCAUGGAAGCCAACAGACGAAGAGAACUACCAAGCCGGACUGGCCUGCGAGCAGAUCGAGGAGGACGAGAAGGCCUACUUGAUCAAGUGGGAAAAGUUAUCGUAUUUUAGGUCCACAUGGAUGCCAGGUGCUUGGACAUGGGGUGUCACUGCGCCUGCGAUGCGCAAGGCUUUCAACAAGCGCGAAAGCAGUCCUAAGAUGAGGACCGAAGACGCCAUUCCUGAGGAGUACUUGCGCAUCGAUAUCGUCCUUGACGUCAAAUACACUAGCAUUGUCGACAUCCGCACGGAAGAAAUUGAUAAGGCCCGAAUCAAGGAGGUUGAUGAAGCUUUGAUCAAAUACAAAGGCCUUGGGUACGAAGACGCAGUCUGGGAAAAGGUGCCGAUACCCGAGGAUGGUGAUCGUUGGACGGACUUUGUCACGGCUUACAACGACUGGGUUCUUGGCCGUUACGUGCACGCUCCGAAGAAGGGUCCGCUCCAGGCACGCCUCGAGAAGGCACGUUCACAUCCGUUCACCAAGCUCGAAAAGCAGAAACAGCCCGAAAAUCUCCAGGCUGGCAUGAAACUGAUGAAAUAUCAACUCGACGGCCUCAACUGGCUAUAUUAUCAAUGGUACUCGAAGAAGAACGGAAUUCUUGCAGACGAGAUGGGUCUAGGCAAGACUAUUCAAGUCAUCUCGUUCCUGGCAACUCUUAUUCAGGACCACAACUGCUUCCCCUUCCUCAUCGUUGUACCCAACUCAACAUGCCCCAAUUGGAGGCGCGAAAUCAAGCAGUGGGCACCAUCUUUGAGGGUGGUCACCUAUUUUGGUUCCUCAGCCGCGCGUAGCAUGGCCUAUCAGUACGAACUGUUUCCUGAGGCGAGCAAGGACCUUCGCUGCCAUGUUGUAGUUACAUCCUACGAGGCAGCCGCCGACGACAACUGCAGGAAAUUUUUCAGAAGCAUCAAUUGGGCAGGCCUCAUUAUCGACGAAGGACAGCGAUUGAAGAGCGACAAGAGUUUCCUGUAUAGAUCAUUGAAUGCUCUCAAGGUUCCUUUCAGGGUUCUCCUGACCGGAACGCCAUUGCAAAACAACGCAAGAGAGUUAUUCAACCUCCUUCAAUUCCUUGACGACAGCAUUGAUGCAGCAAAUCUUGAAGAAGAGUAUACAGAAAUGACCAAAGAAAAGAUCAUGAAGCUCCAUGACUUGAUCAGGCCAUACAUCUUGCGCCGCACAAAAGCACAGGUGCUUACCUUCCUGCCACCUAUGGCGCAGAUCAUCCUGCCCAUCUCCAUGAGCGUCUUGCAAAAGAAGCUCUACAAGUCGAUCCUUCAAAAGAAUCCCGAGCUCCUAAAGGCUUUGUUUUCGACAAAUCACUCGCUGAAACCACAAGAGAGGGCCAGCCUUAGCAACAUCUUGAUGCAGCUCCGUAAAUGUCUCUGCCAUCCAUUCGUCUACAGUCGGGAGAUCGAGGAACGCACUGAUGUUGCCGCGAUCUCACACCGCAACCUUGUCGAAGCAUCAGCAAAGCUGCAGCUUCUUGAAAUGUUGUUGCCGAAACUCAAAGAGCGAGGCCACCGUGUGCUCAUCUUCAGCCAAUUUCUUGACAUGCUGGAUAUCAUCGAAGACUUCCUUGAUGGACUAGAGAUGGGGUAUAGGAGACUUGACGGCAGCAUCGGAUCGCUCGAGAAACAAAAGCGCAUCGACGAGUUCAACGCUCCUGAUUCCCCACUAUUCGCCUUUAUUCUUUCUACGCGGGCAGGUGGUGUCGGUAUUAACUUGGCGACUGCCGAUACUGUCAUCAUUAUGGACCCAGAUUUCAACCCGCACCAAGACAUCCAAGCACUUUCUCGUGCUCACCGUAUUGGACAAAAGAACAAGGUUCUUUGCUUCCAGCUCAUGACGCGAUCUAGCGCAGAAGAAAAGAUUUUCCAGAUUGGGCGGAAGAAAAUGGCCCUUGACCAUGUUGUCGUAGAAUCGUUGGACGCUGAUGAUUUGGAGGAGAGAGAUGUCGAAUCCAUCCUCCGACACGGCGCUGCAGAGCUGUUCUCUGAAGACAGCGGCGAUCAGGAUAUCAAAUACGACAACGCAUCGACUGAGAAACUUCUUGAUCGCAGCCAGAUUGAGAACACCAGGACCGGAGAGGAUGCCACCGCCGAGACGCAGUUUAGCUUUGCCCGUGUCUGGGCUAACGACCAGGGUGCCCUUGAGGGACUUCUCGAGAUCAACGACGAUGAAGAGGAACGCAUACCUGACCCGAGCGUUUGGGACAAGAUUCUGCAGGAGCGCGAAAAGGCUGCCGCCGCCGAAGCAGCAGCAAGGCAACAAGCACUUGGACGUGGCAAACGUGCUCGCAUGUUGGUCGAUUACAACGUGAACGACCGCGAAGCAGGACUCGAUGUCGAAGAAGCCGACAAUGUUGCCCCCGGAAAGAACCGUGGUCGUCACCGAAAGAAGGACGACAGCGACACCGACUUCCAAGCUGAGGGCAGCGAAGACGAAGAAAGCAUCCCGGACGUAGGCGAGGCGCAAGUCGACGUCACGGAACUUGCGGAAGCGCCUCCUCAGAAAGACCGUGGCAUUGCGGCGGCUCAUGUGCCGAAGCCACCAAAGCCAGCCGGUCCUAAAGUCAAAGGGUUCAGUCGCGCCCGUUCUCCGCCUUCCCCUCCUCAUUUCCCCUCACAUAUGCCUUUGCCACCAGGCUACGUUCGCACCUGUCCCGCCUGUCGCAAGACGCACGCGGUCGGCGCCUGUCCGCUCAAGAUCGCCGGCCCCGAACACUGUAACCUUUGUGGUUUGGCCCAUUUCGGCAUCGCACGCGUGUGUCCACACAUCGGCUCGGAGACGCAGGUCCGCGAGAUGAUUGCCGCCCUCAAGCAGAGCAGCGAACCGAGACAUCUGGUCGAGACGGCGCUGAAGUACUUGAGGGGUGUCAAGGGCCAUUUGGUUCAGAAGAAGAAGCAGGCGAUUGAGAACAGCAAGAAGGGUACCAGUGUGCUGGCUCCUGUCCCGAGCAAUGUUGUUCUGUCUUCGACUGGUCAUGCUACUGCUGCUGGAGGUAGUGGCGGUGGAGGACACGGCGCAAGCAGCGCUGGCGCUCAGCCUGGAGCUUCUGGCAGCGUUGCGCAGAACGGCAGUGGGCAUGGUGGCCGCGAUACCACAGCAAACAACACGCCAGCACCAGCACAUGAACACCACGACGAAGCAGCCGUCGCGGCAGCGCUGCAAAGCUACUUGAGAAACCCGGGCGGCGGAUAGAGAGA
This is a messenger RNA of Aplosporella prunicola CBS 121167, 4795 nucleotides long. RefSeq lists its product as uncharacterized. Gene Ontology annotation, molecular function: ATP hydrolysis activity; ATP-dependent chromatin remodeler activity; histone binding. The transcript is spliced from 3 exons. The record is from RefSeq and is a predicted model, not a curated record. Lineage: Eukaryota; Fungi; Ascomycota; Dothideomycetes; Botryosphaeriales; Aplosporellaceae. Bases 81 to 4790 code for a protein of 1569 amino acids. Gene Ontology annotation, biological process: negative regulation of transcription by RNA polymerase II; chromatin remodeling. Gene Ontology annotation, cellular component: chromatin; nucleus.